AUGAAGAACACUAGUUCUGAUACUUUUAGCUGUGGCAUUGAAAAGUUGACUAGUGGUGUAGGAGGCUACUCUAAUUAUUCAAAUAUAGUCGUUGUGAACGAGUUAGGAAACAGAUUGAAAAAUCUAAGAGAUGAUUGCAGCCUAAUGGAUUCAGAUGGAGGACUCACUAAAGGCAGCAAUCAGUGUUUGAGGACAUGGGGAUCAUUAGCUUCACAAUCGAAAAAUAAUUUGAUGAAAGUUGAGGCUGACAUUUGUAGAUUUAGUAUGUUGAUUUUGUUAACAAGCCAAAGAAUUUCUGAUGAGAGUUGGAUUAAUGAAAUCUUUCAUUGCCUAGGAGACAACUCUCUCCCUUUAGUAUCUUCUAGAGAUGAGACUGGAAGUGAAACUAGACAUAGAACAAAGUUUAAAAGAGAUCUUGGGAUUCUAAUUGGUGGUAUAGUGGGGCUUGUAGUAAUAAUAAUCAUUGGCGUCUGGAUCUUAUUGAAAAGGAAGAAUGAAGUUAAACCGUCAAGUGGAAGAUAUAUAUCAGAUGGAUCUUACUCUGAAGAAUCAAGCUAUCGUAAAUUAUCACUUAAAGAAAUUUACUUCGCGACUGACAAUCUCAGCAUGUCUAACUUCAUAGGUCAAGGCAUAGCUGGUAAGAACAAAAUCGAAUUAUGUACAAGUUGGCCUAGUCUCCUAUGA
Nicotiana tabacum (common tobacco) is the source of this 684-nucleotide messenger RNA. RefSeq lists its product as uncharacterized. Lineage: Eukaryota; Viridiplantae; Streptophyta; Magnoliopsida; Solanales; Solanaceae. The record is from RefSeq and is a predicted model, not a curated record.